UGCAAAUCCGAUGAAAUCGAAGCGUUGAAGAGAUUCCGAAACAACAGUGAACCGACUUGGCUGUUUGCCUCGCAUGGAAAAAUAGUAAACCUUAUGUUCGGAACCAAUGUUCCGAAACUGAUCAAUCUCAUCACUGAAGAGUUGGACAUCGAGCUAAAAUGUCGUGCCGGAGAAGUGGAACGCAAAUACUAUGAGCUGUAUGAGCUGACUCCCGAAGAGCAGGAACGGGAAGAUGCUCGGAAGGCGAUAGAAGAUGAGGCCGAGAGAAUAGAGCGGGAGGCUGCUAUCAAGAAGCGUCGGGAUUACAUUAUAAGUGUGACGGAUACCAUCAUGGAGAAUAUUCAGGACAUGGGAAUCACUUUAUUUAUGCCACAUGUCCACAAGGAUGUAUACAAAAAAUUGAACGAACUUGCUGAGAAGCAUGAUCUGCACUUCAAAGAGAAGCGCUUGGUAUAUUUGAAUCCAAAGAUGUUGGAAGUGCUUCAUUUCGACUGUGAAAACAGAAUGGAGGAUGAAAUUUUCGAGCACAUCUUCUACAAGGAAGUUCAAGGCUACGUUUGGAAACGUCAGGACGAUUUGAAUCGAGCUCCGGAGGAUGUCAUCGGUGAUUUUGUGCGCUACCUGACCGAACCCAACGAAGUCCUAGACAACGAUGGCAAUGUGGAAAAGGUGAUUCCACCGUUGAUCGAACCACUGGAGAUGCUUUUUAAUGCUCAUGAUGGCACCUGGAAGGUGAUCGAUAAGAAUCCCAAGAAGAAAAAAAGCGUCAAUUUGAAAGCUUCAGAAAGCACGUCUUCGAAGGAAACGUUCGACGAGGAAAGUUGCCCGAAAAUUUACGUCCCGGGUGUAUGGAGUCCCACCAAUCGAAGAGCAACGGCUGCGUUGUUCUAUCUGCUGUUCAGACAUUUGACCGAAAGUUUUCUCGGACCAGAUCCUGUUCCGGAACCGCCACACAUCUGUAUCGUAUUCGACGCCUACAAGAAGCGGGACGUCUUCGAGGUGAUCACCAAGUUCAACCGAGACGUGAUGGCUUACGGUUAUUUCACAUCCGGUGAUCCCAAGACAGCGGAGCUUAUUGCUAAAAAGACUGAACGCUACGUGCGUUUGAAGCCGAACGUCAACGAUAAGUUGAUUUUAAAGGUGGCCAAAGCCACUAGCCAUGCGAUGUUGGCCCUGACGGCCGUAGGACCGUGCUACAUCAGCCAGAACGCAGUGGAAGGCCAGGAAGAAUGUGCUCUUCUAUUUCCGCCAAAUUACGACAAUAUUGAAGAAGAGGCGGAAGCUGGAGAGGAAACAAAGAAGAAGCACAAAAAGAAACGCCGUGGAAAGAAGAGUGACACUUCAUUGUCGGCCUCGGAAUCGGCUACUUCGAGCACUCCGACCGCUGACCAAGGGGCUGAAGGUCAAGGUGAAGGUGAACUGGGAACCAUCGGAGAAGGAUCCACCGGAGAGGAAGGAGAAACAACAUCGUCGUCCACCAACUCACCAGAAAAAACCGGAGGUCCGGGAGAAGAAGGCGAAGAACAGAAGACUUAGACUACACGGAAUUGGUAUGGAUUUUUCUUUUUGUUCCACUUUUUCUAAGAGUGCUGUGGGUUGUUUUUUUUCUGUAUUGCAAGUAAAAUUAUGUGUUGUAUUUGCUUUUGUGUUUUAAUAAAAUAAAUAGAUAAAUCUGAA
Molecule: messenger RNA, 1677 nt
Organism: Aedes albopictus (Asian tiger mosquito)
Lineage: Eukaryota; Metazoa; Arthropoda; Insecta; Diptera; Culicidae
Source: RefSeq, a predicted model, not a curated record